This is a messenger RNA of Peniophora sp. CBMAI 1063, 1737 nucleotides long. The record is from the annotation of a GenBank genome assembly. NCBI's taxonomy places the organism in Eukaryota, Fungi, Basidiomycota, Agaricomycetes, Russulales, Peniophoraceae.
AUGUCUUCUAUACAGACUUGGCAAGCUCUCGGACAGCUCGGACUGUCUGUCAUUGCUCCCCUUGCAGCAUUGGUCGCUGCGCUGGACUUUGCCGGACUCCCUUUACUCGCUGCAUUCGCACUCACAAUCCUCGCUUCUCCUGGCCUUUUCCUCGUUGCCAAAGCUUGGAAGCGUGCAUCCAACCGGAGAAGAGCUGCCGCACUAGGCGCUGAGCUUCCUCCAACCGUUCAUGACGAGUCCCUAUUCAAAACGGGCGCCACCAACACGAUGCUAACGAAUAUGGCAAGCGGAAGGCUUGGAUCGCAUCUCUUCGCAUGGAAAGAGCAGUACGGUCCGACUUACAUGCUUGAAACUACUUUGGCGGAUAGGAUCGCAACUUCAGAGCCGGAUUACAUCAAGUCCAUCCUAGCUACCGGCUUCAACAGCUUCGAAAAAGGUCCCAUCACACGCAUACAGAAUGGCGAUAUAUUGGGCUCGGGCGUCUUCAACGCGGACGGCGAUGUAUGGAAGUUCCACCGCGGUAUCACCCGACCAUUCUUCUCUCGCGACCGCAUCUCCGACUUUGACGUCUUCGAGCGUCACUCGCGCAAGGCUCUCGAUGUGAUGGCCCAGCGCCUUGCCUCGGGCCAUACGGUCGACUUCCAGGACCUCGUCUCGCGCUUCACGAUCGACUCGGCGACGGAGUUCCUCUUCGGCAAGGACGUGCACUCGCUCGACUGCCCUCUCCCGUAUGCCGGUCAGCCUGAACAGGGUCCAACGAACGCCAACGACGAGUUUGCGCAUGCAUUCCUCGGCGCUCAGAUGGCGUUGGCCCGCCGCGCACGCUUUGGUCCCUUGUGGCCGGUCUUCGAGCUAUUUGACCGCGAGCAUGCGAAGAACAGGCGCAUCAUUCGCAACUAUGUGGACCCCAUUGUGCGUGCGGCGGUGUCGCAGGCUCGCGAGGAUGCUGCGGAGCGUGGUGAGACGGUCGGAGAGAAGGGUGCGAAUACACAUGAGGUGCAUGAGGGCGAGACGAUGCUUGCGCAUAUGGUUCGCUCGACGCAGGACCCAACCCUUCUUCGUGAUGAGACGCUGAACAUCUUAAUCGCCGGACGCGACACAACCGCCAGUCUACUUACUAGCACAAUCUACGAGCUCGCUCACCACCCGGAGGUUCUUACCAAGCUGCGUGAGGAGAUUGCCGAGACAGUCGGUAUGGAGGCGACGGGCACGCUCGAUCCCGCGGCUCUGCGUAGCAUGCGCUACCUCCGCGCGGUUCUCAACGAAGUUCUGCGCCUUUGGCCUCCCGUUCCAUUCAACGGCCGUGCGUCGCGCGAGGACGUACUGUGGCCUGCGCAGCAGCCGGGUGGCAAACCCAUCUUCGUACCGGCAGGAACCUUGUGCACGUAUUCGGUCUUCGUCAUGCACCGCCGUAAGGACCUUUGGGGCGAGGACGCAGACAAGUUCGACCCUAUGCGCUUCAUCGACGAGCGUGUCAAGAUACUUACGGGCAACAACUUCAUAUUCACGCCGUUCAACGCCGGUCCUAGGAUCUGCUUGGGACAGCAGUUCGCGUAUAACGAAGCUGGAUACUUCCUCGUUCGCCUGCUUCAGCGGUUCGCCAACGUCGAGCUCAAGCAGCCGGUCGAGGCGCGGCCGCCAUGGGCACAGGAUAAAGAGGACGAGGUCUGGAUGCGCUCCCAUCUUACGCUCUUCGCACACGGAGGCGUAUGGGUACACAUGGACGAGGAGAAGUGA